AUGAUUAAUAAAAAUGAUUUAUUUCAUUAUGAAAAUAUUUUUAAAAACAAAAAUAUAAAUAUUAUUGAUAAAAUAAAAGAGAAAAAAAAAAUUUUUGAAGAAUCUAACAUUUCAAAUUUAGAUAUAAUACAUGAAGAUAAAGCGUCCUUGGAACUUUCAAGUUAUUCAAAUUUAAAAAAUAAGGUAAAUUCCCCUAUAAUUAAAAAUGGAUAUAAUAAAGAUAAUGAAAUAGAACCAAAAAAAGAUAUAUAUGAAAAUUACACAAAAUCAAAUGUGAAACUAAUAAACAGUAACAAUAUUAACAAUCAUUUUAUUAACGAAAAUAAAAAAAAUAGUAAAGAACUAACACAAGAAAAUUCAAAUGAAUAUAAAUGCACGAACUCAUUUAAAAACUCGACAAAUAUCUGUAAUGAAAAUUUAUCUAUUAAAAAAAAUAAAAGGAAAGAAAAAUCAGACAAUUUUAAAUCAAAAAAAAAAAAUGAUUUAUCAUCCCUUUUUGAUGAUUCUUCAAAUAAAUUCUUAAAUAAAAAAGAGAAUAUUACUUGUAAUGCAAAUACAAAUCUUCUAUUUUUUAAUAUUGAUGAUAAGGAGUUAAAAAAAGAAAGUCAUGAUAUUCAAAAUGAAAAAAAUAGCGAAGUAUGUAAUAUAAAUAAUAACAUAUAUGAUAUAACUUAUGCUAAAAGUAUUAGUAAAAAUAAUAAUAAUAAUAAUAAUGAAAAUAGCUUUAUAAUAUGUAAUGAAAAUGAAAGAGAAAAACGAACAGCUAAUAAUAUUAAAAGGGAAUAUUCCGAAAAUGAGUCUAUACAAAAAAAUAAUUUGAAUAUGCAAUUCAUGAAUAAUAAUAAUAACAUUAGUAUUUAUUCAUAUAACUCAGAUUAUAUAAAUAUAAAUAAAGAAGAUGCCAUCAGUGAACAUCUGAAUAGUAGCAAAUUAGAAUAUUUAAAUAAUGAAUUUAAUAACGUAAAUAAUGAAUUCAAUAACUCAAAUAAUGAAUUUAAUAACGUAAAUAAUGAAUUUAAUAACUCAAAUAAUGAAUUUAAUAACGUAAAUAAUGAAUUCAAUAACUCAAAUAAUGAACUUGAUAACGUAAAUAAUGAAUUCAAUAACUCAAAUAAUGAAUUUAAUAACAUAAAUAAUGAAUUCAAUAACUCAAAUAAUGAAUUUGAUAACGUAAAUAAUGAAUUCAAUAACUCAAAUAAUGAAACUAAUUACAUAAAUAAUGGAUUUAAUUAUACAAUUAAUGAAUUUAAUUGUGCAAAUAAUAGAUUACGUUACACUAAUGAAAUUAAUAUCACUAAUACUGAGUUAACCUUUAAAAAUGAAAAAGAAAAUUUUAAUAUUUCAAAUAAUAAGGAAAUAAUACAAUUAAAUAAUGAAUUCAAUUUAUAUAAUGAUAUUAAUAAAAAAAAUUUUAUAAAAAAUCCCAUUAUUUUAUUUGAUGACGAUGCAAAACUAGAUAUAAAAGAUAAUAGUAUAGAAAAAAUAUUUAAAGAACAAAAAGACAAUGAUAAUAGAGAAAAUGAAAAACUUGACGAUAAUAAUAUAAUUAAAGGGGAUGAUAUAUACAAUAAUUUAAGAGACAAAGAUAUAGUUAAGGAAAAUAAAAUGAUUUUAUCAAAUAGUACAAAUAAAAAUUCAGAAAAUAAUUCUAUUUGUUUUUGUUUUGGAAAUAAUGGAUUAUUCUUUUACAGUAAAAAAUCAGUUAUUAAGUCUCAAUAUUUAAUUAAUAUAGUUGAAAAAAAAAUGAAAGAAAAAAAAGUGAAUAAAGCAAGCAACAUAGAUGAAUAUAUAUAUUGUUUAAAAAAUUUCCCUGGGCCAUUUAGUAGAAAAAAUAAUAAAAUAGAUGAAAAAAUAAAGCAUUUUUUGAAUGGCUAUAUUGAUUUUAAUAGGUUAAAAUAUGAACAAAAUAUAUUUGAAUAUACACAGAAAAAUUGCUUAUAUAAUCAUUUAUUAAAUAUAAUUAAUAAACCUUACUUAUUAAAUUUUAAUUUACAAAAUGUUAAAUGUGAAAAAAAUGAUUUUAAGAAUAGCAGCAAAAAAAAACAUAUUAUUUCUUAUUUUAUAGAUAAUUAUCAUGAUAAAAAUAAUAAAAAUGAAGAUACAAGUUCUUCAGAUUAUUCUGAUAAUACUUUAAACAAAAAGGAAAUUGAGCAUUUUCAAAUAAAUGAUUAUGAAGAAACAAAAUAUAAUGUAAAAAAAGGAGACAAAAUUAUAAAAAAAAAAGAAAAUGAAGAUGAAGAUGGAAUUGACAACUACACUGAAAUAUACUAUAAAAGUAUAAAUAAUAUUUAUAUAAAUAAUUAUAAAUAUGAAUUUUUCGAUUUCGUAAACAAAGAAUUUAUUGAAGAAUUACAUAAAUUAGAAAACAAUGAAAAAAUUACAAUUGAAGAUAUUUAUCUAGAAUAUUUUCAUUUAUGCAUAUAUAACAGUAAAAAAGCCACUCAACUAUGCCUAAAGAAAGAAUUAUACAAAUAUUUUUUUUUAAUUUUAAAAAAAUAUAAUAAAAAAAAAUAUUAUAAAAUGUUAGAUAGAUAUAUAAGUCAUAUUAAUACAUUUUCUAUUAAUGAAAUAGAGAUGACAAAUGACAUGAAAAAUAUAUACAAAAUUUAUAAUUAUAACAUAUAUGAUGAUGUUUUUACUGAAUCUUUUGUGUUCUUUAUGUGUUUAUUGAAUAAUAAAAAUAUGCAUUUUAAAAAAAAUAUAUUAAUUAAUUAUUGGUACUCUUUUUUUACUCUAAUAUUUCAUAACUUUAUUUUUCAAUUUAAGGAAAACGAAAUAAACUACAUGGAUUAUAAAGAAGAUAUCAUCAAUUUUUUUAUAUAUUUAAUAAAUUUGUUAUACGAAAAUAACAAAACGAAAGAAUCACAAUUUCUGAUUUUACUUUUAUCCAAUAAUCCUUUUUCUUUUGAUUUAGAAAAUGAAAAAUUCAACAAAAAGGUAAAAUUUAGUAAUACACUCAUUGGAUCUAAUUCAAACUACUCAUAUUUUGAUAUAUUUUCAUUUCAAGUAAGUGAUAUAUAUGAAUAUUUGUGUAGGUAUGUAAAAGAUAAUUUUUUUUAUGAACACUUAAUUUUUUAUAAAAUAUUAUACUCUUACACCUUAUUAGAAUGGGGAUUACUUGAUCAAGCAAAACAAUAUGUGGAUAUUUUAUUUUAUUACAUGGAUGUGAUAAAAAGCCAAAAAAAAAAUAACUAUUUAGUUUAUUUAUACGAUACUUUAUUGGAUAAAACAAAAUAUAUAUUUUCACAAAAAAAAAAUUUAUUAACAUGUCAGGACAAAUUUAUUGAUGAUAGUAUUUAUAAUUUCAAAGUAAUAUCUAAUGCAUCGUUAAAGGGAAAUAAAGAUAUUUGUACUAAUGAACAUAUAAAAAUGUAUCAAAUGGAAAGUAGCAAAAAUGACAUUUCUAAUUUUGAAGAAAAAAAUAUAACUGAUUGUAAAUAUAAUUCAACUAAAAACGAUUUUGAAAAUAAUUAUCUAUUCUCCAACAAAAAUGAAAACAACAUAUCUGUUCAUAAUAAUGAUUUCAUUUAUGAAAAUAAAAGUAAUAUACCUAUAACUGAAAACAAUUUAUAUAUAUCUACUGCUAAUGAAUUUAAUUCAAGGCUUAAUCAUAUGACAAAUGAGAAUAAUUUUAUGUUUUUAAAUAAUAAUAUUUUUAUUGAAAAUAAUAAAAAUAAUCAACAUGUAAACAACAGUGAGCUCAAUUCAGAAGAUAUUAAUCAUUAUGAUAAAACAACUGAAAAAUAUUCACAAGAAAAUUGUAUGAAUGAGAAUUAUUUUCAUUCUCAAAACUUUAAUUCACAAAAUGUAAUUUAUAAUAAUCAAAAAAAUUACUACACCUACAGUGAUAAUAAAGAUAUAAACAAUGGAUACGUUAAAAAUAAUAAAAACUUUCCUUCACAAUCUGAAAAUAAUUUAAAUUUAAAUGAACAAGCAUUAAACAAAAUUGAUAGCGUCCCUAAAGAAAAUUUUAUAAACGAAGAAAGGCAAAAAUACCAGUGGAAUAGCAAUGAAUUAAAUAAAGAAGAAAAUAUUAAUAACUUAAUUGAUAAUAAUAGCACUAUUCUAACUAAUCAAACUUUAAAUAACAAUUUAUAUAAUAACUGUUAUAAUAAGGUGGAGAAUAAUAAUACAUCUACUAUAAAUAAUGAAGAUUCCAACGAAAAAAAUGUAAAAGGAAAUUAUUUAAAUAAUGAAAAUAAUGAUAUAAAUGAAAACAUAUCUAAUCCUAAUAAUGUUCCGCAAAAAACAAAUCAAGAGGGAUCUAAUGAAAAUAAUAUUGAUAUAAUUAAUUUAGGAAAAAAUUUAAUAUCAGGUUUUAUUUCUAAUAUAAAAGAAAAAAUAAAAAAAACAGAAGUGCAAGAAGAUAAUUUAUUUUAUUAUGAUUAUGAAAAAAAAAGAUGGAGAGAGAAGGGAGUAACUUCUGAUGAAGAAAAAGAAAGAGAACAAGAAAAAUUAAAAAGAGAAAUGGAAAUAAAAAAUAUUUCCCCACCUCCUUUAGCAGCUAAUUUUUCAAACAGAAAUAAAAAUCCAUUAAAUAUAACGGAUGUUCGUAGUAGAUAUGUAGACUAUUUUAAUUAA
Plasmodium relictum is the source of this 4581-nucleotide messenger RNA. RefSeq names its product conserved Plasmodium protein, unknown function. The record is from RefSeq and is a predicted model, not a curated record. NCBI's taxonomy places the organism in Eukaryota, Apicomplexa, Aconoidasida, Haemosporida, Plasmodiidae. The transcript has a single exon. Bases 1 to 4581 code for a protein of 1526 amino acids.